This is a messenger RNA of Dinoponera quadriceps, 3093 nucleotides long. RefSeq names its product serine/threonine-protein kinase 24-like (gene GckIII). Bases 863 to 2782 code for a protein of 639 amino acids. Gene Ontology annotation, biological process: protein phosphorylation. Lineage: Eukaryota; Metazoa; Arthropoda; Insecta; Hymenoptera; Formicidae. The record is from RefSeq and is a predicted model, not a curated record. The transcript is spliced from 11 exons. Gene Ontology annotation, molecular function: ATP binding; protein kinase activity.
UCCGCCGCCGACUGGCAGAAAGCAAGAUGGCGGCCGUCUGUUUGCGGAUACCUCUGCGGUAGAUAUAAAUACGCGUGAAAAAGAGAGAAAAACACAGUGCCGAGAAGCGGGUUACGGACGAUCGGGCGGUCGGUGACGAUCGGUGAUUGUACGCGCAUCCGUCGACGCCGGUCGACGUCGCACGCGUCGCGAGUUCAAGUGUGACGGAAACGCUGCCGUCGUCCCCUCGUCUCGUCGUGAUAUCUGUGCGGAAGCGAAGCGGCGCGAAAGCUCACGGUGCGGCUUUUUCAUAUCGUGUCUCGGCGCCACGAAAGCGCUCCCGGGUGCGAACGGGUGCCCACCUGAGGAAUGCCAGAUCGUCCCCCGCGGACCCCCCGGCAAGUUGGAUCGGCAGCAGCGCAGCGUGCGGCGGCCAGCGACGAGGAGGAACCGUGAGAGAAGAAGAGGGAAGAAAAAAAGGAAAAAAGGAACGACCUUGCGCCGACGUCGGUACCCGGAGUACACUCGUGGGGAUUCCCUCGCGGAGGUAAUCGCGGUCGUUCCUCUCCCCGUGACGUAUGUGUGUCGCGGAGGUCCGCCAGACGGGUCGGUCGUCGCGAGUGUUAUCGUCGUCUAAAUUAUCUACCACGUUCCCUUUAUCGUGGUCGAUACCGUGUCGCAAGUGCCGUCAGUGGUCUCGAUGCGCUGUCGCCCUCCUUUGGAGGACCAUCCCUUUUGGACAAGCGAGAUCAGCUGCUACUGCUGCUUCUAUUGCUGCUGGGACUACUAGCCCGGCAGCUCCCUGCGUGGAUAUCCUUCUGUUGGAGCGGUGGGGCAAGGAGGCGCCGGAAGCAGCCGCGAGUCCGGAAGCAUAGCGAAGAAGAUGGCCUUCAACGAGAAGGUGGACCCUGAGCUGAUAUUUACGAAACAAGAACGGAUCGGGAAGGGUAGCUUCGGCGAGGUCUUCAAAGGUAUCGACAACAGGACCCAGCAGGUCGUGGCCAUCAAGAUCAUCGACCUUGAGGAGGCGGAAGAUGAGAUCGAGGACAUCCAGCAGGAGAUAAUGGUGCUGUCGCAAUGCGACAGUCCAUACGUCACCAAGUAUUAUGGUUCUUACCUCAAGGGUACGAAGCUAUGGAUCAUCAUGGAGUACCUGGGUGGCGGCUCGGCCCUGGACUUGAUGAAGGCCGGUAGCUUCGAAGAGAUGCACAUCGCCGUGAUAUUACGCGAGGUGCUCAAAGGGCUGGAUUAUCUGCACAGCGAGCGUAAGCUCCAUCGAGAUAUUAAAGCGGCGAACGUCUUACUGAGUGAAAUGGGCGACGUCAAGUUGGCCGACUUCGGCGUGGCCGGCCAGUUGACGAACACCACGAGCAAACGGAACACCUUCGUCGGUACGCCGUUCUGGAUGGCACCCGAGGUCAUUAAGCAGUCCGCUUAUGAUUCCAAGGCUGACAUUUGGUCCCUGGGCAUCACGGCGAUCGAACUCGCGAAAGGGGAACCGCCUAACAGCGAACUGCAUCCCAUGAGGGUCCUCUUCCUAAUACCCAAGAACAAUCCGCCGCAGUUGACAGGGAAUUACACGAAACAGUUCAAGGAAUUCGUCGAGGCUUGCCUUAACAAAGACCCCGAGAACAGGCCAACGGCGAAGGAGUUGCUGAAGUUCCAGUUUAUCCGAAAAGCGAAGAAGAACUCGUACCUAAUCGACCUGAUCGACAGGUACAAAAAGUGGAAGUCGCAGCGCAGCGAGGAGUCGGAGACCGAGAGUGAGAAUUCGGACUCGGAGGAAUCCAAGCAGGACAGCGACAUGGACGAGCCGUGGAUAAUGACGGUGAAAGGCCCGCACGGGGUCAAAGGAUCCGUGAUGCCUAUGCUGCCGCUGGACGAGCAGCCGACAUCCUUGACCCUAACACACACGAAUCACAGGUCCUCCAAUCACAGUCAGGCGGGUAAGCCGCACGCGAACGGCGCCUCGCGAUCGCCGCCGAAGGAUUCCACGCUGAAUCACUACAGAAGCGAGUCCCGAGAUUCAUUGCGCGAUGGCCAAACGAAACCGUCCCGACCACACGAGGCCGCGCCUCCACCACCGGUGGAUACGAGAGAGAAGCGAGACGACCGAGACUAUCGUGACUCCAGCCGGGAGUCCACGCUUAGAGAACCGAAAGAAAUCCGUGACGGCCGCGAAAGAGACAGGGACGUCCGGGAGCGAGAACGGGACGGUAGAGGCAGGGACUUCAAUACACGGGAGAAGAGGAGAAACAGCAAACCGGAAGUGCCCGUCGUCUCGAUGGUCGAUCACAGACCCAGCGAGGACAAGCAGAGGCCGAGGAGCUCGCAAGAGCUCAAGCAUCCACGGAGCGUCGCUCUAUCCGGCGUCGUUCUGCCUCUACUCUCCGAGCUUCAACGAAAGCACCAAUAUUCGUCGAGAGACAAUAACGGCGAAGGCGGCAGCGGCAUCGGUAAGAACGGCGGCGCUAUAGAGGAGCUGCGCGGCGCUUUCGAGUCGGCGGAACGCACGUCGCCGGGAAUGACGGAGUCGCUUAUUCGCGAACUGUUCAAAUCUCUGCUUCCGCCCAGUCACUCGGAAGGCCGUCUGUCUAUGCUGAUGGAGAAGGUUAUCUUGAGCCCUCUCAACUUCUUCAUUGGACGCGAAGCGCUUUCCAGAAACAAAUUUCUUCAGGUUUGGGAAGAGAUGGAAGUCCGAGGGUGCCAAAUCAGGAGAAUAGGGGGGAUGGCCGAGCAAAUCGUACCUCAAAUCCUGCAGUUUUCCCAUUGCCAACACACUUUUGUGCGCAGGGAUACGUAGGGACGCGAGAGGGCGAAGGUCCGCAAGAAAUUGUGGUCCCAAAACAUCCUGACGUUGUAAAACCAUUCGUUAUUUCUCUCGAUUAUCAACUUACCAAUCAGCACGAGCCGAGCGUCAUCGUCGAUUCGAGUGGCGAUUCCGAACGUGAAGGGAGCGCAUUCGUCACUCCCCCUGUCCCCUUUAUCCUACUUCUUCCCCGCAAUCCUCGCCGUAUAACCCGCUGAUCUAUGGAGACCAUGUUACAACGAAGUCCAUCGAAAUUCUACGAAGUAGUCUAUUGAACUGCCCCCCCCCCCCCCCCCCCCCCCCCC